Molecule: messenger RNA, 1721 nt
Organism: Athene cunicularia (burrowing owl)
Lineage: Eukaryota; Metazoa; Chordata; Aves; Strigiformes; Strigidae
Gene: KRT23
Product: keratin 23
Exons: 8
Coding region: 22-1320 (432 amino acids)
Molecular function (GO): structural molecule activity
Source: RefSeq, a predicted model, not a curated record
AGAUUCACAACAGAACUAAGCAUGAGUACCAGCCAAGGCCCCUUUCAAUUUUUUUCUGGGUCCCUCCGGGGUAGUUCAGGGUGUGGUUUUGCCCAGCAAGGAACUUCUUACAGACCUUCAGGUGCAGAGGGUGCCAGCAGCACACACACCUCCUUCUCCUCUGCCAGACCCCUCUGGCUGGCUACUGGAGGAGGGGCACCCUGGGGAGGCUUCGGCGAGCACCCUGGGGAAAGCAUCUUCCUGGGUGGGAAUGAGAAACAGACUAUGCAAAACCUGAACGACCGUUUGGCUGCCUACCUGGACAAGGUCCGCUCCUUGGAAGCAGCUAACGCUCAGCUGGAAAGCUGCAUCCUAGAGUGGCACAGGACAAAGUCUCAUGGCAAGAGGCACGACUUCAACCAAUACGAGCAAAACGUCACUGACAUGCAAAGACAGAUUGAGGAUGGCAAGAUCACCAAUGCCAGUAUCCUCUUGCAAAUUGAUAACGCUAACAUGGCAUCCGAAGACUUCAGGCUCAAGUACGAAGCAGAGAAGUCUCGCAGGCAGGGAGUGCAGCUUGAUGUUGAGAACCUGCGUAAGGAGCUCGACGGCCUGACCAUUGUCACAACAGAUUUGGAAAUGGAAAUUGAAGGCUUGAGAGAAGAGCACAUCCUCAGGAGGAAAGACCACGAGGAGGAUAUGGAAGCAAAUCGCUCGUCACAGGACUUCAAGGUCAACGUAAAAGUAAACGCAGCGCCUCCUGAAGACUUAGCCAAGAUUCUAGCAGAAAUAAGGGAAGAUUAUGAAGCCAUAAUUGAAAAGAAUCGUCAAAGCCUGGACAGCUGGUACAAAGAACAGAGCGCAGCGACAUCUCUGGCAGCGAGCCCUAACCCAGAACAGAUACAGCGCAACGAGAACGAGAUCAAGGAUCUAACCCGAACGUUACAGUCUCUGGACAUAGAGCUGCAGGCACAGAUGAGUAAGAAACACAUGCUGGAGGACACCUUGGCUGACACUCGGAAUUACUAUGCUGUUGCGCUUCGAAACAUGCAGCAGAUAAUCUCCAAAUGUGAGGAAGAGCUAAGCCAGGUUCGGCAUGACAUCAAGCAGCAAAACAACCAAUACAAGGUUCUUCUUGGGAUCAAAACCCGCCUGGAGAAGGAAAUUUCCACUUACCGCCUGCUGCUGGAAGGGAAUGUUGACGGGAUAGCAAGAAAAUCUGAAUCAAAAGCUAAAGAACACACUGGGCUGACCAGUCGAAAGAUCAAAGCAAUCGUCCACGACAGCGUGAACGGGCAGGUGGUGUCCUCCACCAUCAACGAGAUCCAUCGGCAAGCGUGAAGGAAAAAGUUCCGCUGCCUGUUGGCUCUCCGAGCAGGCUACGCUCGGCCAACCCUUCUGUGCAACUACGUGCUGCACGUUGGUCUCCCCGUGUGUAAAAGAGGGAUGCUAUAGUGAACUCUCUCCUAAAAUGAUUUGCAGCCUAACAAUGAAAAGUGCCAUACAGAGCUAGGUCUAGCCGAUAUUGUUAGUUUAAAGAGGUUUUAGUCACCAAAACGUCGAAGAAAAGCUAUUUGAUGAAAAUGAUUGGCUGAGCUGGUAAUAUAUGUCUUACGUACAUCUCACUGGGGCACCAAUCUCCAUCGGUGAUUCAUUUACUGCUCUGCAAAUUAACUGUAAUUUAAAGCGAAUAAUCUCUCAGCUGUUCUCCUGGUCUUAUGUCUCUCAUCAUAUACCUCACU